UGCUAUUGGAUCCUGUCAUUCCAGUCGAGCUGAAGCAUGAAUUCUUAGAUGAAACGCCAGGUGGCCCACAGGGAUGCAUACUACCAGACACACCGACUCUUAUAGCCAGGUCCCAUUCCAUUACACAGGCGGCAGCCAAUGCUCUAGCAAACACAGCAUUGCCAACAGACAUACGACUGUUGACAAACGACCCUUUGACAAACAUUCAUGUGCCAUCAUUCGGUGUGACGCCAACGCUAAUUGACGCCAAGGGAACUCGAAUGUAUACAUUUUUGCACCCUGCCAAGUACAGUCGCAAUCAUAGCAAUGUGUUAUUAGAUUAUUGUUGUCCCAACUUAGACGGGCCUAUGCCUGCAAUUGAUCCCACUAGAAUUCACGCGCAAGUUCAAACUCCUGUUGUAGAAUUGCCCGAAUUCAUUGUUCUCACAACAAAAGUAGUAACGCGGGCGGAAUUGGAGAGUAACUCCACUGCUAUUCCUGAAGUUAUACGGAAGAAGGCGGAGAAACUACGAAGUAGUAUAGCAAAUCAACAUGUUCAACCUACACCUUUGGGUAAGGCACUUGCAGUGGCUCCUGCGGCUGGUUUCGUGUCGGAACAUGGGCGGACGAAUCAAAUGCAGCAGCAGAUGUCACAUCCAACCCAAUCAACGAGUGCGCCAUUGAUGAUGAAGCCUACACACUUACCUCCAGGUCCACAUUUGUCGCCGGCCAUAAACGCACUCACUAAAUACUUGCCAUCCACUACAACCAUUACGCCUAAGAUAAGACCAGCACUCCCACAGCCACCACUAUCUAUAGCGCUGCCACAAGCUAAGUCCAGUCCAACAACGUCUAUAUCAGUGGUGCAUAAGGGAUCAGACUUGCUAACUGAUAUGCAGCUAGACCUACUGAGGUCUAAUCUGAGGCGUUUCGAUGUAAUUUUUAAGAAACUAGCUCAGCCAUUUGAUAAGCUCAGUUUUAUAGAACGUCAUCAUAUAAUUGAAAAUAUUAUAAAAUCUGGCAAGUUUCUUCCUAAGGAUUUGGACUGGAGCAUAGUCUUAAUGGAGGAGUAUUUAAAACAAGUUAAUUCUAUGACGCAACGGGAAAUAGCACCAAUAAAUGAUGCAAAUGCUAAUUCCACAGCAACAACAAAUCCAUUACCCCACAUUCAGAUGACACCAUUAACAGCAGCCCAAAACUCGGUGGUCGUUCCAAAGUCUUCGGUGUUUAACACCAAUGCUCCGUGUCGUCAAAAGGAAAUCGAAUCACAUCAAAAAGCGGAAUUGAGAAAACAACAAUCCUCUUCAUCAUCAAAAACCCUAAAUACUGGGGCAAAUAUGCCUAACAUAAGAAAGCGGCAAGUGCCUAUUUAUGAUACGGAGAAAAAUAUAAUCGGAUAUCAAUUGCAAGUUAUAACUCCAACUAGCAGUGCGACAUCAUCUUCGAAGGAAAUGGUUAGACGAUCUGAGGGCAAUCCGACGACGACCGAGGAACGAAAGGCAACCAAGCGACCAGCUCAAGGAUCUCCUCAAAUAUUUUACGCAACACCCCCCUUGCAAACAUCAACACCGCAAUCACAUCUAAGGCCAGUAGCUUUUAACGUGCCGCAAGAAAGUUUCAAAAAGGCUGGAAGCAGUGCUCAACAUCAUGGUUCUAUUGUAACCACUUUGCGUUCUGCGGGCUCGGCGACCACUGGCACUGAAACUAUUACCACAACAACAACAAUGGAAGUUAAACGUGUCACACGUAGUCGAGCCGCAGGUUCGAAAAUCAUUAUUAUGUCCAAAUCAAAUAACAAUGAAGAAGCCAUAUUGCCUGAUGUCAGCCAUCGUACAGAAAUUAAAAGUGAACAGGAUGACGUGAACGAGUUUGUCGGAUAAUGCUACUCAAAACAAAUAUCCUAUAAAUAUGAGGCACAUAUUCAGUGGAAUAACUGAAAUUCGUCGUCGUACGAUAUGUAUAUUUUCCGCAUAAUUAAAAUGUUGUCAAAAAAGCUUGACAUUACCGACUUUUUAAAAUAACUUAUACUUCAGUACGUUAAAAUAGUAUAUACAAUAUAACUUAAGAAUAUAUACAACUAUAUAUAGCUAAGUAUGUUUGUAAAAAAUAUGAUUUAAGAAAACAAAACCUGUCACCGCAAACCCAUUUAUUUAAUUUUGAAGUGUAUUCUAUUCUUUUUAAUUAAUCGUAUGAAUCUGGAUAAAAUGUUUAUGUAUUUAGUUUGUUACAGUUAGAUGUUUAGCUUUAAUUUGAACUUCAAUAAACGCAUGGUAACAAACAAAUUUAUUUGUAGUUCAAGAAUAACUA
Molecule: messenger RNA, 2286 nt
Organism: Musca domestica (house fly)
Lineage: Eukaryota; Metazoa; Arthropoda; Insecta; Diptera; Muscidae
Exons: 2
Coding region: 261-1859 (532 amino acids)
Source: RefSeq, a predicted model, not a curated record